Molecule: messenger RNA, 1158 nt
Organism: Pseudomyrmex gracilis
Lineage: Eukaryota; Metazoa; Arthropoda; Insecta; Hymenoptera; Formicidae
Product: odorant receptor 4-like
Exons: 6
Coding region: 1-1158 (385 amino acids)
Biological process (GO): detection of chemical stimulus involved in sensory perception of smell; sensory perception of smell
Cellular component (GO): plasma membrane
Molecular function (GO): odorant binding; olfactory receptor activity
Source: RefSeq, a predicted model, not a curated record
AUGCGAAUGACCACGCUAAGCCGCGCAGUUACAUUGGGCCUGCACGUUUACGGCGUCUGGCCUUACGUACCGUCUACCAUAUUGUUCCGAUUCUACUGGAUCGUGAUGCUCAGCACGGCUCACGUUUUUCAAUAUCGAUAUUUGAUAAUAAAUGUUCAUACAGACGACUUUUCCCAAGUUAUAGACGGAAUGAGUAGCACACUGGCGUCUACUUUGCUUUUUAUCAAACUCGUUAUUUUAUGGAUCAAUCAACGAAUAUUUUUCGAUAUCGUACAAAUUAUGACUACGGAUUGGCAAGACUACAACUCGAACUACUAUAGUUCUCACGUGUUGACAAAUACAGCAAAUCUUGCACGCUGCACUUCGAGGUGGAUUAUCGGCUUGCAAGUGGCUGCCAUAAUUUUUUACAGUACCGGUGUUCUUGCCGCUAACGUAAUUAAUCCUGAGAAGAUAGAACCGCACGCGCGAGAACUUAUUCUCAAGAUGGCUUUGCCUUUUAACAUUAGUACGGAAUCUAUUUACUUGAUGGUUCAGUCAGUUCAAUUUUAUCAUUUGCUGUUGCUAGGUUUCGGCAUGACAAUCGUUAAUUCAUUUUUACUCACUUUGAUACUUCACGUCGGUGGCCAAAUCGACAUUCUUUGUGAAUGGUUGACAAACGCUUUCUCCAGAAAUGUACCACGUUCAUCAGAAGAGAUCACAAUGCGAUCAAUAAUCACAAAGCAUCAGCAGAUUAUUUUAUUUGCAGAAAAUGUUGAAAAUCUCUUCACGUACAUAGCGCUAAUGCUGCUUGUAUCAGACACGUUUAUCAUAUGUUGCUUAGGAUUUGGUAUUGUUAUCUCUCUUGAUGCGCCCGAUGUUGCUACAAUUUUAGUUAAGUCUAUAUUAUUUUACAUCACGAUGAAUCUUGAAGCUUUUAUAUAUUGUUUCGCUGGCGAAUAUUUGAGCGCCAAGAGUAAGAUGAUCGGUCAUGCAGCGUACGAUUCUGUUUGGUAUGAGUGUUCGAUCAUGAAUAGUCGAAGUAUAUUGGUCGUUAUUUUAAGAUCACAGAAAACAUUGACAAUCACAAGCGGAAAGAUGAUGGACUUGUCGUUAGAACGUUUUGCUACUGUUAUAAAAGCAUCGGCGUCAUACAUAUCGGUGCUCUUAGCAAUGUACUGA